Molecule: messenger RNA, 1827 nt
Organism: Anthostomella pinea
Lineage: Eukaryota; Fungi; Ascomycota; Sordariomycetes; Xylariales; Xylariaceae
Source: the annotation of a GenBank genome assembly
AUGGGGAUCAAACGAUUCUGGAGCCGGCCGACCCCCAGCGAGGUCCAAGUCGUAGGGGAUUCCGGCAUCUCCAGCGGCGAACUCGAGAUCGUUCACGAUGGAAACCUCAAAUACACCGUCGCGACAGCCGGGAAUGGUUCCAAGCCCUCAUACCAAGAGGCAGUCGGGGCUCCUGUCGAAUCCAAGUCGCCACUGGGGUAUCACGUCGGCUGGCUGACCGUGAUAUUCCUCAACGUCAACCAGAUGAUCGGCACUGGUAUCUUCUCCACGCCCGGCACCAUCCUGAACAGGACCGGAUCUAUUGGCCUUGCUCUCAUAUACUGGGCGAUUGGCAUACUCUUGGCUGUGGCCGGUUUCUGCGUCUACCUCGAGCUUGCGAGCUACUUCCCGAACAGAUCUGGGUCCGAGGUCGUGUACCUGGAGCAAGCUUAUCCAAGGCCGAAGCACUUCUUCCCUAUCGCAUUCGCAGUAUACUCCGUCAUUCUCUCCUUCAGCAGCAGCAAUGCCAUUGUAAUGUCAACCUAUUUGUGGCAGCUUGGGGGCAGGACGCCGACGGACUGGCAGCUGAAGGGUGUCGCUGUGGCAGUAUAUACUGUGGCAGUAAUCUGUGAGUCCGAAAAACCUCUCGCAGACCAGCCUCUCAUAGAUGCCGCAGGUGUGCUCAUUCACAACAAGUACUCGCUCUGGGCCGUGAACGUCAUUGGGGGUAUCAAGAUCCUCACGCUUGCGUUCAUCAGCACCACAGGCUUCGUUGUUCUAGGCGGGAACGUGUCUGGAAUCUCUGAUCCCGGCGCCAACUUCUGCAACUCAUUCGAAGGGACGACGAGCAACGGGAACGACCUGUCUGUUGCACUUGUCAACAUCAUAUUCGCAUACACUGGAUACCAGAAUGCUUUCUCGUUAGUCAACGAAAUCAAUAACCCCGUCCCUACGCUGAAGAGGAACGGAGCGAUCUCAGUCGGCAUUGUGGGUGUGCUUUACAUUCUCUGCAAUAUCGCAUACUUCGCGGCCGUGCCCAAAGCAGAGUUCGCCAAGUCAGGACAGACAGCGGCCUCCGUGUUUUUUGCCGCCGUCUUUGGAAAAGGAGGAGCUCAGAAAGGUCUGGACUUCCUGGUUUUGCUGAGCGCCUUCGGAAACUUGUUGGCAACCUUGAUCGGUGCAUCUCGGUCCAUCCGCGAGGUCGGGCGGCAGGGUGUGCUACCGUUUACUGAGUUCUGGGUAUCCACGAAACCGUUUGGAACACCCCUGGGCCCCUAUUUCCUCAAAUGGGUGGUGACCUUCAUCGUCAUUGUAGCACCCCCGGCGGGUGAUGCUUUCCAGUUCAUUGUCAGCCUCCCGACAUACCCGGACGGCCUCUUUAGUCUCGCACUAGCUGUUGGCCUCUUUCUCAUCCGUUACCGUCACAAGCAUCUCAACAGGGGAAGGCCAGACUUCAAGGCUUGGGAUAUCAUGGUGCUGUUUUACGUCCUCAUUCAGCUUUACACCAUUGCGACGCCGUGGAUACCGCCCAAGGGCGGCCCGUAUGCGGGCGAAGUAAGCUUUUGGUAUGCCACGUACUGCGUGGUCGGCAUUGGCAUUAUACUCGCAUGUGGCGUCUACUACAUCGCGUGGAUGUACUUGUUGCCCAGGUGGGGUGGUUACGAGUUGCGGCCUGAGACACUAAAUGUCGAUACAGAUGGUGCUAACACCCAUCGGCUGGUGAAGGUGCCGCUGGACGGGUUGGUAAGGUGGGACGAGGAACAUGACGAAGCUGGUCACUUGCGGCGUAAUGGUCCCCGGUCACUAAGGUCCUCGCAAGGCGAUGUAAGCCAGGAAAAUGGUACGUAG